GCGAAUGACAGCACAAAACGCACAGCGCAAACGUUUGCACAAACAACAAACGUUGCCGAGCAUCGUCUCAUAUUGUUGUUGUGGCCCCCUCUCUCUGUCUCCAUCUCGCUCGCACACUCAUUAGGCAUGUUGCCGCUGCUCGCCACAUUUUGCAUUUUGCGCAUGCAAGCUUGUGCUCAGCACAGCCCAUUUUGUUGAGUAUUCAGUGCUGCGCGCGAGUUCGAGCUGUGGACGUUGGACGGGUCCGACGUUGCUCAAAUCAAAUCCAAAGCAAGAUCCGGAUCGAAAUCGAGCAUGAACGCCCGCGAUAGACAGUUCUGGACGGAAUUCCUGGAGCUCUAUCGAUCAUUGCCGGCGGUGUGGAAGGUCAAGAGUCCGGAGUACAGCAGCCGGGCCUUGAAGUCCGCCGGCUACGAGCAGCUGGUGCAGAAGCUGCGCGAGGUGGAGCCGCACGCUGAUCGCGCUCUGGUGGUCAAGAAAAUCAAUUCGUUCCGCACAAACUUUCGGCGGGAUUUGCGCAAACGUGAUCAGUGCACCGAGGAGGAGCCAUUCGUGUCGACUCUGUGGUACUUUGAGCUCCUAGGCUUUUUAGAGGGACAAGAGGAUGUCAGCUCAUGCCAGAGCUUGCACAAGGCAAGCAGUUCCGAACCAGAAGCUUUGCGCCACGCCGUUUACGACGAGCCGUGUCGUAAGAAGCGCCGUACAGCGGUCAAAGAAGAGAUCGCUGCAUCUCCCGCACCUGCCGAACUGAGAUCCGACUCGCCCGCUUCUCCCCUCACCCUGCCCUGCAGGCAGCAGCAGCGCAAGCGUUUGUCAACACUCUCCGAAUCGGAGGCACUCGCCCACACUUGGCGCAGCCAAUUCGACGAGCUGGCGCCCCGACAGAAGCUCCUAGCCCGCAAGCUCAUCUCAGAUGUGCUCUAUUUCGGCUGCAUGGAGCAGCUGGAGCCGUGUCAUGUUGCCCAGCUGCAGCAGAUGAUGCUGCGUCGCAGCUCAACGCCCCACAUUGAGGAUGUUCCGUCCUCGCCGCAUCUCGGCAAGCUGUUCUCCAUGGACAGAUAUGAUGAGCGCAAAUCUGUGGAUUCGGAUGGUUAAGGCAGGUGUCAGGCACGAUGUUCUUUUAUGAAUGUAAAACCUU
Molecule: messenger RNA, 1138 nt
Organism: Drosophila montana
Lineage: Eukaryota; Metazoa; Arthropoda; Insecta; Diptera; Drosophilidae
Exons: 2
Coding region: 295-1095 (266 amino acids)
Source: RefSeq, a predicted model, not a curated record